This is a messenger RNA of Melanotaenia boesemani (Boeseman's rainbowfish), 9267 nucleotides long. RefSeq names its product AT hook containing transcription factor 1 (gene ahctf1). The transcript has 40 exons. Gene Ontology annotation, molecular function: protein binding. The coding region runs from base 234 to 8276 and encodes 2680 amino acids. The record is from RefSeq and is a predicted model, not a curated record. NCBI's taxonomy places the organism in Eukaryota, Metazoa, Chordata, Actinopteri, Atheriniformes, Melanotaeniidae.
AGAAGGAGUGCUUGGAGCAACUUCCCACCGUGGAAAUGGCGCUUUGCGUUGUGGAAGCUUAAAGUCAGCGGCAUCUGUCGUGUUUGUUACCAUUGAAGCUCCUUCAAAGCUCUUCGUAUGAGGUGUAUUUCUAAAAGGCUCGGAGUAUGACAGAGGGAGGAAAGAAUCGGGAGAUUCUUCAGGAAAAACAAAGUCGUGGCUGUGAAGCCCUCAACAUCCUUGUACAGUGAACAAUGCAUGACCUAACUGCCCAAGUCACCAGCAGCUUGCUGCCCUUCUCAGGAGCAACUGUUGAUGCCCUGGGAGAGGAUGAGAUCACCCUGGACUCUGUUCUUCAGGGCAAGUUCAGUGUUGGUCGCAGUGGGUUGGCCUGGCUGGCCUGUGGGCCCCAUCUGGAGGUUGUCCAUGCAGUGACAGGAGAGCGGCUGUCUGCAUACCGCUUUAGUGGUGGAGGAGAGCACCCUCCAAGGGUUCUUGCUGCCAGGGACUUCAGUUGGCUCAAACGGUCUGGAUUGUUAGUUGGCUUGGAAGAAGCAGAAGGCAGUGUUCUAUGUCUUUAUGACUUGGGGCUGUCAAGGGUGGUUAAAGCUGUGGUUAUACCUGGGAGGAUUACAGCUAUUGAGCCUAUAGUAAGUUAUGGCGGCGCAAGCACCUCUACGCAGCACCUUCACCAGAGUUUGCGCUGGUUCUUUGGUAUCGCUGCUGUAGUAACAGAUCUCGGCCAUGUCCUGCUUGUGGACCUGUGUCUCGAUGAUCUCUCCUGCAGCCAAAGUGAACAGGAGGCGUCAGAUCUCCAGGUAGUGACGAAAUCCCCUGCAGAGAUCCCCAGGCUCAGAGAGGUUAGCACCAGACAGGGCCGACAUCUUUGUCUCCAGCUGAACGGGCCGGCUGGAGUUGGUGUCACAGCUCUGCAGUACAUCCCCAGAACCAAUCAGCUGGCUGUAGGCUUUUCUGAUGGAUACUUACAGCUGUGGAACAUGAAGGUUCUAAAGAAGGAAUACCACUCACAGCUGGAAGGUGGUCAGGUGCCUGUACAUGCCUUCACCUUCCAGGAGCCAGAAAAUGACCCCAGAAACUGCUGCUACCUCUGGGCUGUCCAGUCAUCUCAGGACCUUGAGGGAGAUACGGUCAGUCUUCACUUGCUUCAGUUGGCCUUCAGUGAUAGAAAGUGUUUGGCUUCUGGGAAGAUCCUCUAUGAGGGUCUCGAGUACUGUGAGGAACGUUACAGCCAGGAAAUAAGUGGCACAACUUUCCCUCUCAGGGCCCAGACCACAAACACACGCCUGCUAAGCUGCCAGACCAUUGAAAAAUUCAGACACCAUCCUGACAGGGAUGACAGUAUGAAUGAAGUUGCAUCCCCAGACACCAGCGUGUCUAUGUUCAGUUGGCAAGUCAAGGCUUAUGGUCAGGGAACUCCUUCUACCUUCAUUGGGGUUUUUGACAUCAACCGUUGGUACCAUGCACAAAUGCCAGACUCUUUAAGAACCGGAGAGUCUCUGCAGAAUUGUCCCUACCUGGCAGUUUGGUCUCUGGAUCUGGUGGUGCAGAUGGUAUCCCCCCACUGCCUCAUAGAUGUGGUGGUUCAUGAGCGUAGCCUAAGCAGGGGCCUGCCCUUCACUUGCCCCCCUCCAGAACAGUAUUUUAACCCAACCACGUAUAACUUUGAUGCUACCUGUUUGCUCAACUCUGGAAUUGUGCAUUUAACCUGUUCUGGAUAUCAAAAAGAGACUUUAAGUUUUUUGAAGAAAGCUGCUCCUUGCUCUAGUGACAUCAUUUCCACUAGCUACUCUCACUGCCUUAUGUCUGGCCUACUCUCAUCUCGCCUGGCUGACACCCAGGCAUCCAACCUCUCUCAGGAAGAACAGCUUGAUGCCAUCUUGUCAACAGCAGUGGAGACCAGUUCCCUGGGAUUGAUCACUGGCUGUAUCAAGCAGUGGACUGCAGAAGAGCAACCAGGCUCUGCACUGAACCUGCGUUACAUCCUGGACUGGGCUUGGAACAAAGUAGUGCAGACUAAGGAGGAACUGGAUGGCAUCUGUGCUCCACUAUUCGACAGCUCAUCCAACUUCACAGACCCUCAGACUCUGCAGAUGCUGCAGCACAGUCAGAGACUGCUCAGUAACCUCAGUGCUAUCUUCCACUGCUUGCUCAGCGAGGCUCAGGAGCUCACACAAAAAGGUCUGGCAGGUCUGAUGAACAAGAACAUGGUCUCCAGUCUGAUCUCCAAGUAUGCUCAAGUGGUGCUCUGGUUCUGUCGUACUGGAUUACUCCCAGAGGGUUCAGAUGAGGAUGCUAUGCAGAUUUCCAGGCCUUUCUACACUCACUCAGUUAUCAGCAACUAUUACACCAUACGCAAAGAGGAGCUGACCAGGCUGGCCAAGAGCAAGUGGUGUGCAGACUGCCUCAUGAUUGAUGGUUUGGUUGGCCAGUGUGGUGAACGCUUGACCAACCUGUGGAAAAGGGAUGAGGGUGGAACAGGACAGUACCCACCACCGACGCUGCAUGCUUUGCUUGACAUCUAUUUGCUGGACAACAUUGAUGAAGCUUCCAAACAUGCAAUUGUGAUUUACCUGUUGUUGGACGUCAUGUACUCCUUCCCUAAUAAGGACGGAGCAUCAGUGGAGUCUUUCCCUACAGCUUUUGCCAUACCUAUCGGACUGGUCAAACUUGUGCAAGGCCUCUGGCUUCUGGAUCAUCAUGACCAUCAAAGUUCAUUUGAGCUGCUCUUGCACCCAGCUGCAUCUCAGUUUCACUUUGAGUGGCAGCAUGAACGCAUCCUGCAAGCACUGAUGUGUCAGGGUCAGCAGCCAGUGGCACUUCGCUACUUCCAUGUUUCAAAGCCUCCGAUUUCCUCCACCUCACAGGCCAAACUCUGCAUAUCUGUCCUGCUACACAACAGGUGUCUUAUUGAGGCGUGGUGCUUGCUUCGGCAGCACUCUAAUCGCCUGAACAUGGCUGAGCUGCUGGGGUUUCUGUAUGAGAGCUGCCAGGAGCUGGGCCUCGUCAAAGAGCUGCUCAAACUGCCGCUGGGCCUCAAUGAACAAGAAUGUCUGGAGAAGUUUCUCCAAGGUACAGGCGGUCUGCAGAACAGAGAGCUGCUGAUGGUUCAUUACCUUCAGCAAGCCAAAUACAUCCCUGCUCUGCAGCUCAACCAGAGCCUCAAAAUGAAUUUGGUGAACGAGCGAGAUCCAAAGCUUAAAGAGAGAUCCAACACCAGAAACUCUAUCUUGGAGAAGUAUGGCAAAGUUUUGCCUAGAGUGCAGAGGAAACUGGCAAUGGAGAGAGCUAAGCCGUACCAGCAUCCCUAUACCAUCCAUAGAGAGGUUUCUCGGCCACAGCCGCUGUCAACUAUCACCAAGCGCUCUGCCAAUGAAAAGGUGAUGUCCAGGGCUGGGUUUAUUAACAAUGUCCUCACCAAGAUUGAGGAGGUGUGGUUGGGUAAAGAAGCUACACCACAGUCCUCUCCAGCAAAGAGUACUAGGAUGGCUGAUGCUCAGACCCCCAGCCCCAAGUCAUCAUUUCCUGAUCCCUUCCUUGGAACUCCCAUCACCAUGACCUCCAGACGAAAGUCAAGGCUGAUGGAUUUGGUGGUACAUCCCUCCUGUCAGACCCCUCGGCCUCUUCUCAGCCCUACCAGACCUCCCAGCUCCUGGAUUUCUCCAAAGAGCUUCAGCAAAGUUCCUGAACUCAGUUUGCUACAAACACCACAGGUUGUCAAACGAGCUCGGGCCUUGGCUGCUUCUGGGCCUGUGUUUUCAGGUUUCACUCCUCAGUCCAUCCUGCGCAGCAGCCUGAGGCCAACACCUGUUGCCACCCCCUCUGCCUCUCCAGGGCGCUCCAUCACCCCCCCACUCCGCAGCAAAGAGAGCCGAAUCACCUUCAUUGAAGAGGCAGAGCCCCCUGAAACAGAGAAGGGCAUCCGAUGGACUAAUGGGAUGGCAGCAGACAGUGAAAUCAGUUUGCUGACCAAAGGCUCAACGUUAUCUAAAGCUAACCGUAACAACUGGUCUCCGCAGCCAGCUGAAGAAAACAAAGACAGAAAUGAGGACGGUGAACAACCUUGUGUUAAGUUCUUGCCUCCAGAGGGUGGUAUUCCUUCAGCACAGCUCAAGUGCUCGGAGAGCGAGUCGUCCUCCACUCAUGAAGUUGCUGAAGAAACAAGCCCACCAGACACAACACAGGCACCUCUUAGUCCAAACCUUGAUACCAGUGAGGUAUCUGUUCGCUCAACAGAGACUACUCUAGAGUACUACGAUGCCCCUCUCUCAGAAGACCACAGAGAAGGGCAUGGUCUUACACCCGCAGAGGAGGAUGAUGAUGUGGUGACGGUGAACAUCAAACCUUUCAUUCAAAAGGAAGAUUUAGAGGAAAAGUCUGAAGAAACCACUGAGCAAUCUCUUAACCUGACAUCAGAGGAUUCAGAAAAAGAAGAUGAUGGACCCUUUGAAAAUACAAUGGCGAGUGGUAUUACACAGGAGGCAAGAAAUGAGCAAGACCUUGAGUCCAAAAGGGAAGAUGAACCAAUUAUUGAGUCAGAUGACAAACAAGAAUAUAUUUCAGUGCUUGAUCAAGUGGAUCCGUCUGCUCUCCAAGAAACUGCUGGUAAUGGGACAACUGAGAGCUCAGACUUUGAGGUCAAACCUGAGAAUCUUCCAGUGAAAGAUGACGGACUAGAUGUCCAGUCCGAAGCUGUCGAAUCUAUGGAGCCGAGCACUGAGCAAACUAAACCAUCUGAAGGAACUGAAACCACCAAUGAACCAGCAGAGGAUCUGGAGCAAUCAUCAGAUUUGACUGAGUUUGUACAGCAACAUCUGUUUGGCGGUGAUCUGUCUCCUCUACUCACCCGCUCAGCAAUCCACAAUGCACACAUCCAGACUUCUUUGAACAGUGAGGCAUUAGGUGAGAAGGAAGAGGAGGAAGAGGCAGCUACUGAAGCUCCCCAGGCCUUCACUACCCAAAAAUCUAGUACCUCCGUAACAUCCUCGGAGCCAACGGGCACAGACUCCCACUCUGUCGUGAGCGUCAAUGAUAGCGAAGAGCUUUCUAGUCCUACUUCAGAGGAAGAGGAUGAUGACGAAGAGGAGGAGGAAGAAGAGUCAUCCGAUCAAGCUGAGGAAGAAGAGGAGGAGGAAGAAGAAGACUCUGGCAGUGAAGUGGAGAUUAUUGAUGAGGUCAAGGGAAAUGGGAGGCUGCCUCCCCUUCAACCCAGCUCAGCCUUUUUACAGCAAGGACACACACACUUCCUGCCAGCUUUGUCUGAGCAGGAGGCUGCUGCGUUCUCUCUCAUCUCACCUGGAGCAGAGAUUAAGAUGGUAGAGGAUGACAUGGAGGGUGAGGUGGUGAUGGUGAGACUGGGGACAGAAGAUGGAGGGAUGGGUCUAGAUGAGGAUGCAGAGCAGGAGUCAUCAUACAUGGAGCUCAAACCUUCUACCACUCUUCUGGUACCACUGGAGCUGGUGGAAGGACAACACAGCCUGGCUGACGGUGCACAACUGUGCCUUCCUGAGCUUCAGCAAGCUGUGACAAGUGACCUGCAGUCUGAAGACCCCCACGGAUUUUCUCUGAUGCUGGAUUUAGAUGAGGAUGGUCUGAGAAAGGCACACACUUUGCCUGAUGAGAAUAAUCUGCAGUUACCAGCCCCCUCCCUCCAGUCUCAAGUAGUGGAUGUUAGUGAGGAGUUUUUGGCCAAAGCUGACAUUAUUCCUUUGAGUACAGAUGAUCAGAAUACUUCUUUGUCUGGGGAAGCUUUACAAGAGGACGAAAGGAAAGAGAUGGAGAGCUUGGAUGAAAACAUUGACAGAUCAAAGAAAGAAGAACUUGCCAAGCUUGAAACAGACUUGCAGACUGAAUACACUGCAGCAGAGCAGGAGACAGAAGAUGCUACUGAGCAAAAAGAUGCAGAGUUAGAAACGUUGCCUGAUGAGCAUGAAUCUGCUGCUCUUUCAGUCUCUGUGCUAACAUCAGCCGGAGAACUUCCACCAGCUCAGAAGGAUGACAACUCUGUGGCAAAGAAAGAGAUUGUUGAUGAGGAGAUGAGAAAAAAGGAAAAGCCUGAGGAACAGGAGUUACCACAAGAGCAGGUUGGGCCUGAGGAGCUGGAGGAACUCGAGAAGCAGCAGAAACCUGAAGAACUGCAGGAAAUUGAGGAACAGCAAAAGCCUCAAGAGCUGCAGAAGUCUGAGGAACUGCAGGAGCCUGAAGAGCUUGAGAAGCCUGAGGAGCUGCAGAAACUUGAGCAGCAAAAGCCUGAGGAGUUGCAGGAGCUUAAGGAGCAGCAGAGGUUUGAGGAUCUGCAGGAGCAUGAAGAGCUUGAGAAGUCCGAGGAGCUGCAGGAGCUUGAGAAGCCUGAGGAGCUACAGGAGCCUAAAGAGGUUGAGAAGCCUGAGGAUCUGCAAGAGCUUGAGAAGCCUGAGGAGCUGCAGGUACCUGGAAAACCACAGAAGCCUGAGGAGAAAAUAUCUGUCGCUAUAAACCCAGAGAUUGCCCUCAGUGAAGAGAUGGAGCCUGCUGUGGAGACGGAACAGCAGGACCUCAGAGAAUCAGAAAAAACAGAAGCUAAGUCAGAGGAGGCAACAGAAGAAACUGCUAGACAAGAAGAUGAUGAAGAGAAACCUGUAGAGCAGGCUUUGUGUUCACAUAGUCAGUCAGCCAAACAUCCUGUACCACAGACGCCCACCUCCCAGAGAAAGAAGGCACCUUCCACCCCAACACGGAGGAUGACAAGAGGGAGGACUGUUAAAUUUAUCUCUCUCACGGCAGAAGCAGACGAUGAGCCAGAUGUGGGUGGGAUUGCAGACACACAAGGCACUCUGGCUGGGGCUUCACCAAGUCGUACUUCUAGAAAUAGUAAAGGGGUUAAAGACACUAAAGUCCAGACCAGCACACCUAAAAGAAAUACCCGCAGAACUCAUCCAGAUCUUCCCAAAGACGAGGUUGAAGAGGUGGAGGCUAUGGAGAAUGAUACCUCAGUGGCAUCAAUCUCCAAGGCCUCUUCUCCAGCAAGACGUUCACGGGCCAGUGCAACAAGAUCCAGCCAGAGGCAUCACAGUGACAGUGGGGAGACGUUCACAGCUGCACUGAUUGAAAUCAGAGAUAAGGAAGAGCAAGAAGAUGGAGUUGUGGAACCAAAAACUGGACGACAAAGAGCUUCCAAGACUCCAACCUUGUCCAAAAGCAGGACCACUCAAGUAACAACUGCCAGGAGGUCUAGCCGAAAGAUGAAGAGCAGUACAGUGGAGCCAACACCACUGGAGAUGGUUUCAGAAGAAAAGGAACAGGACGAGUCUCCUGUCCAUCCAGUAAAACAAAGCACUAGAAAGACAAAGACAGUGCUAUCAGAGCCAAUACCGGCCCUGCUGGAGGAAGAAGAGGACAUAAAGACGCAGAUUUCCAUCCCUGUGAGGACUACUAGACAGUCCAGCCAGAUUACCCUCAAUUUGUAUCCACAGGUGAAACUGGUCCCUGUAUGCCUCCCUCAGAGCACGAGGAAGAUAAGAAGAGAAGAAAUUACUGAAAAUGUGAAAGAAAAUGAAGCCCUACUCAAGUCUGAACUUAACAGAAAAGCUGAUCAAACCAGCUCACGUCGCUCAACACGGCAAAGUAGACUUUGGGAUCAUCCCGAGGAAGACCUUCCCUUACUGGACUCGCCAUUAGAGGUGGAUUCUGAAACCCCUGUUGCAGAUGCUCUCAUCAAGAGACUCAAGGAUGAAGAAGAAAAACAGGAAGGUGGUGUUGCAACAAAGAUGGAGAAAACCAUCAAAAGUCAUACAAAAUCAUCAGUGCAGCCGGCUUCAUCUCCACCUCCUGUGACAGACGCCGUGGUACCUGAACAUAAAGAGGAUGAAUCCAGUCCAGGGGAGCAUUCAUUCAUCUACUCGCCCUCACGAAGACGACGAACAAGAGCUCACAGGGAAGAGUCUCCUGGACCAAGUGAAGAGUUUGAGGCACCUGUAACGCGCAGCAGGAGUAGAGUCAAAAGUGAUCCUCGGGAUAAAAUUUCUUCAGAAGAGGAUCAUGUGGAUGUGGAGAAGGCAGCAGCUGUUUCUAAAACCAGAAAAACAGGCAAACAAACAGCCAAAUCUAAAGCUGUUUCGGAACCUCUUCCCAUCGCAGAGGUGGAUGUGAUCUCCCCUCCGCCCAGUCCAGCCAAUCCGCUCCCGAGAGCGCUGAUGAGGAUUAAAGAUGGAGAGGCACCGACCACUAGCAGGAACCUGCGUCGCAAGCGAGUAAUGGACACGAUUUUUACAAAACCCGUCACCCGGAGAAGGAAACUUUGAGGAGGUUGGUGGUGUUUUAACCGGCGAACCUCAGACAGCCACCUGAAGUUAUGAACCAAAAUCAGUCAUGAGCUGUCAAAAAAAAAAAAAAAAAAAAUCAUACCUGAACUCGUGGCUCUGCCUCCUCUAACGCCUCCCACUGCUGCGGUCUGUAUAUUGACUUGUAUGCUGAAACUAAAAUGGAAGCAGCGUGAGCAGGAAAAUAUAUUUUUGGGACACAUACACACUGGUGAGUUGCCGUGUGAUGAAGAAGAUUUUAUUUUUGGAGUUUACAUAUCCCCCCCUCCUACUAACUUGAUUUCACUUGUUAUGGUGUUCGUGGCCAUUUUGUGAUGAUUCUCGUCUUGAUUUCUGGACACAGGAUGGCACAAGGAAAAGCAAUCAUUGUGGGAUUUUAGAGGCUCCCAUUAGUAAAAUCAGACUAAACUGAACCUUCCUCUCAUGAAGAGGUUUUAUUUACAUUCUUUUAUUUUUGUUUUUGUUUUUUUUUUUCUUUUGUUGUUGCAGUUUUAGACUUUCAAGGCCUGCUGUCUCCUCUAUUCAAGAGGAAAAGCAACAGACCGGCAGAGAUGUAUUUCUACUGCUAGAUUUGUACAUACUUCUUUGCUAUGUUCUAAAUAAAGUUAAUAAAUAAAUCCUAAAGAAUGAUGUUGAUUUUCAAUUUUAAAUGUCUUUUUGAUGCGUUGAAUUGAUUGGAUUAUCUUAUCAGAUUGCCUAUGCCAUAGUCUUAAAAUUGAACUUGAUUUGGUGUGUUUGUGUGGAAGGUGGCACUGUUUGCAAAUAUGGGUGUAGUUGUACAUUAUAGGGACAUGUACUGUUAACAAAUAAAAUCUUGCACAGCAAUUCGCACAUUAAACUUAAUUUGGGACAUGUUAAUAGGAUUGUUUAAUCGAAUUUAUGGCGGCCAUCUGAGACGGGCUAUUUUCUGUUGAAUGUAUGUAGAAUGUCUUAUUUUUGAUGACUGAUCUUUGAUAAAUAUGGUAAAGCUUGA